Messenger RNA from Prunus persica (peach), 1257 nucleotides. Its product is annotated as exopolygalacturonase-like. The coding region runs from base 1 to 1257 and encodes 418 amino acids. Gene Ontology annotation, molecular function: polygalacturonase activity. Lineage: Eukaryota; Viridiplantae; Streptophyta; Magnoliopsida; Rosales; Rosaceae. The record is from RefSeq and is a predicted model, not a curated record. The transcript has 2 exons. Gene Ontology annotation, biological process: carbohydrate metabolic process.
AUGGCUUUGAAAUUAAGUUUCUUGGCAAUGCUUUUGUUCUUAUUGUUAGCAUCUACAACUACAGCUCAUACUAGUGUGUUUGACGUGACGAGUGCAACAUACGGUGCAAAGCCUAGCUCUGAUAUCAGUAAGGCCUUGGCCAAGGCUUGGAGUGAUGCAUGUGCAUCGCCAUCGGCAAGUAAAGUUGUUGUUCCGAGCGGGACAUACAAGUUAAAAGAAGCAACUUUCAGAGGCCCCUGUAAGGCUCCUAUAGAGUUUCAAGUUCGAGGCACAUUGCAGGCUCCAGCAAACACUGGCCAACUCACAAGGCCAGAUACUUGGGUUGGUUUUCAAUAUAUUGACAUGCUCACCUUAUCAGGUGGUGGGACUUUUGAUGGCCAAGGAGCACUUGCUUGGAGUCAAAAUGACUACCACAAAAACAAAAAUGGCAAACCUAUUCCCGUUAAUUUGCGGUUCGAAUUCCUCACCAAUUCCAAAGUUCAGGACAUAACUUCACUUAACAGCAAAAAUUUCCACAUGCAUGUUUUUGGGUGCAACCAUACUACAUUUCAACAUCUUACCAUCACAGCACCUGACGAGAGCAUAAACACAGAUGGAAUCCAUAUCGGGGCUUCGACUAGUAUCAACAUUACUCAUGCAAAGAUUGGAACUGGGGAUGACUGUGUUUCUAUUGGUGAUGACUCCCACCAAAUCACAGUGACUGAUGUUACUUGUGGGCCAGGCCAUGGAAUAAGCAUUGGAAGCCUUGGAAGAUAUAAGGAAGAAAAGGAUGUGAAUGGGAUCAUAGUUAAGAACUGCACCCUGACUAAUACACAGAACGGUGUGAGAAUCAAAACAUGUCCAGAUUCUCCUUCACCUAGCACUACUGCCUCAGAUAUGCACUUUGAGGAUAUUAUCAUGGUAAAUGUCAGGUUAAAUUCGGGGUCGGGGUGUUACAGUAACCCUAUCCUCAUAGACCAAUUGUACUGCCCAUAUACUCGGUGUGACCAAAAACCUCCGUCAAAAGUUAAGAUCAACAAUGUCAGCUUCAAGAACAUUAAGGGCUCAUCUUUCACUCCACUUGCAGUCAAGCUUGUAUGUACCAGAGGCAUACCGUGUGAGAAUAUGGAGUUGACUAACAUUGAUCUCACCUACGGUGGAAACCAAGGCCCUCUUACCUCUCUGUGCUCUAAUGUCAAGCCCAGAAUUACUGGCGUGAUAAAGGCUCUUGGUUGUGCUACAUCGUCCUUGGCACCUCUUCCUUUAUCCAAGAAAUAG